Lytechinus variegatus (green sea urchin) is the source of this 441-nucleotide messenger RNA. RefSeq lists its product as uncharacterized. Lineage: Eukaryota; Metazoa; Echinodermata; Echinoidea; Temnopleuroida; Toxopneustidae. The transcript has a single exon. The record is from RefSeq and is a predicted model, not a curated record. The coding region runs from base 1 to 441 and encodes 146 amino acids.
AUGAAUAAUGACACGAACAAAGGCAAGAGAUACAGACGUAAGCAUCAAGGCUAUAGUCGGUUUCACCGUCUAGACCCUUUCAUCGACUCUGAUGGGAUACUUAGAGUAGGUGGACGUCUCACAUGUGCUAAAGGUUCCUAUGAGAGUAAGCAUCCAGUUAUUCUACCCAAAAAACACCAUAUCACGGAGCUGAUAAUAAGACAUUGCCACAUUCAGACAGCCCAACAGGAUCGAGGCAUGACCAACAACCAGUUGAGGUCAAGCGGUUUAUGGGUCAUAUCUGGGAGCUCGACGAUCUCCAGAUUCAUUAAUGAGUGUGUCACCUGCCGUAGGCUACGCGGUGAAUCUCAGUGGCAGAAGAUGUCGAACCCGCCAAAGGACGAUUUGAACCUUCACCACCCUUCACAUACAGCUGCAUGGAUGUUUUUGGUCCUUGGGUGA